This is a messenger RNA of Vigna umbellata (rice bean), 1683 nucleotides long. NCBI's taxonomy places the organism in Eukaryota, Viridiplantae, Streptophyta, Magnoliopsida, Fabales, Fabaceae. The record is from RefSeq and is a predicted model, not a curated record.
AUGGAGGACAACAACACCCGAGAUUUGAUCAAGCAACUGCAAGCACAGAUCGAAGCGCAAGCGCAAACAAUACGAGAACAGCAGGAAAUUCAGCGCAAACAAACAGAGGAGCUUGCGGCGCUGAGGGCGCAGCGUCCUCCGUCGGAAAUAUCGGCCUCCAACCGACAGGACGAUAAUGAAGGCAGCCAUCAUGGAGGACCAUCUGAACCUGUCGGAGAAGGAAGGAAGGGGCCCACCUCUCUGCGGCUCACUAACCUACUUCCAUUUACGGAAGCCAUCAUGCAAGCUCAUAUGCCGGAAAAUCCCCCUCCGACGUUAGAAAGAUACGACGGUUUAGCAGACCCCGACAAUCAUCUCCGCAAUUUUAUAGAUGUCAUGGCGUUCUACACGGAUAAUGAUCUCGUUAUUUGCAGAGCUUUUUCGUUUUCCCUGAAAGAUGAGGCACUCGAGUGGUACCACACUCUUCCUCAAAAUUCGGUGAAUUGCUUCGCCACCGUAGAAGCUCUCUUUCAAAAACAGUAUGCUACCAACAGGAGACCGGAGAUGACUCCUACUGAGCUCGUGAACACCAAGCAGGAGAAAGAUGAGACCUUGAAGGCCUUCAUGCAAAGAUACAACGAGACGACCCGACGUGUGAAGGACGUGAACCACACAUUUAUAAUCUGUAAUCUACCCUCGUGUUUACGGCCGGGAUAUUUCGCGGAACAGCUGUAUGCAAAUCCUCCAAAGUCUAUGGAGGAACUCCAGGCAACGAUCGCAAAAUUCAUCUGCAUCAAGGACCUAAGGAACUCCAGAAAAAAGCAACAACAUGAAAGUCCGAACAAUAGUACCAAAAAAGACAUAAAACGGUUGUCUAACGACUAUAAAACUGAUCGACCCCCUCGAAAAGAAUCGGGGUGGACACCCAAAUACGAACGUUAUACAUCCCUCAACGCACCUAAGGCGAAGGUGCUCGAAGAGGCACUGCACGCAGAACUUCUCACCGUUUGGCAAAAGGCUACUCCAAAGAAUGCUGAUGGCAGUAAAGUGUGUCGACUUCAUCUUAACCAUGGUCAUGAUACAGAAGAAUGUAACAUGGUGAAAGAUGAGUUAGAAAGACUCAUACGCGCGAGAUAUCUCCAAAAAUACAUCAAGGAGAGAACAUCCACCAGAGCAGCAACUCCCAGCCGGAAGGAAACCUCUCGGCGAAGUCUUGAACGAUCACCACCCAGGGACGACCGACGGAGACCACGAUCCCGGAGCCAACCCCGACACUCGGAGAGGGAGAGGUCGGUCCGAGGGCGAAUCGACACUAUAUCUGGUGGCUUCGCAGGGGGAAGAGCACCAACCUCCGCCUGGAAGCGACAUUUGAGAAACUUAAAGACGGUGCACAUGGUAGAUCGACAACCUCGAUCCAUGCUUAGCAUCACUUUUACUGACGCAGAUUUCCACGUUCCCGACCCUGACCACGAUGAUCCCAUGGUCAUCACAGUCGAAAUAGCCCGUUACGAUGUCAGCAAAGUGCUCGUCGAUCAAGGCAACUCAUUCAAUAUCUUGUACUGGACCACCUUCCAGAAAAUGGAUUUAUUCGAAAACCUGAUAGUCCCUUUCAACGAGCAGAUUGUAGGCUUCGCAGACGAAAGAGUCGACACUCGGGGAUACCUCGACUUACUAACUCGACUCGGAACGGGCAGGGAGGCGUGA